Molecule: messenger RNA, 3898 nt
Organism: Amyelois transitella
Lineage: Eukaryota; Metazoa; Arthropoda; Insecta; Lepidoptera; Pyralidae
Gene: Tmx3
Product: protein disulfide-isomerase TMX3
Exons: 8
Coding region: 146-1423 (425 amino acids)
Biological process (GO): peptidyl-cysteine oxidation
Cellular component (GO): endoplasmic reticulum
Molecular function (GO): protein disulfide isomerase activity
Source: RefSeq, a predicted model, not a curated record
AGGUAUACUUAUUAUUUCAUAAUUUGGCAAGUGAUUAUUAUAGGUGAUUUAAGUUCUAUUUGUUUUUACUGAUUAUUGUGAUACAAAAAAUAUUAAACUUAAAUAUAUAUCUGUGUUCUAAUGUGCAUUUAAAUAAUUUCAUAUAAUGAAUUCAGUUGUCGGAUCUUUUAUAUGUUUCGUAUCAGUGUUAACAGCUUCAUCAUCAUCAAGAGUCUUAGAAUUAAGUGAUAAAUUUAUUGACAUUAGUCAUGAAGGAAUGUGGUUUGUGAAAUUUUAUGCUCCCUGGUGUGCUCACUGUCGGCGGUUGGAGCCGGUGUGGGCCCAUGUAGCGCAGACACUUUACAAUUCUCCCAUUAAAGUGGCUAAAGUAGAUUGUACAAGGUUUUCUGCGGUUGCUUCACAUUUUAAAAUAAGAGCAUAUCCCACAAUAUUAUUCAUCAAAGGUUCCUUUCAACAUGAGUACAAUGGUGACAGGGUGAAAGAAGAGAUGGUGAAUUAUGCUCUGCGCAUGUCCCAACCAGCAAUUCAAAAAGUAUCCCAGGAAGACAGCAUUGGUUACUUAAAGGAAACACACUCCAUAUUCUUUGGAUAUGUUGGCAAACAAGCAGGGCCAUUAUGGGAUAUGUAUGCAAAUCAUGCAGAAAAGUAUCAACCGCAUACAUGGUUUUAUGUUAUGUCUCAUGAUAUAAUCAAAACGGAGUUUAAGCCACCAAAUGAAACUACAGUAUUUGUGCAUAAGGAAGGUGAUGUGUUUUUUUAUGAAGCUACUCCAGCUAUAAUUGAAGACAAGGAAGCCCUUAAUGUAUCUUUGGACAAAUGGAUUAACUCUGAAAGAUUCGGUUUCUUCCCCAAAAUUACCAGAUCCAAUAUAAAUGAUCUGAUAGACACAGAAAAAUACAUAGUGAUGGCGGUUGUGUCUGAAAAUAAAUUGAAUGAAAUAACUCAAACUGAAAGAGAUUUUAAAGAUAUGAUUGAAGGAAUUGUCAAGAAACGGAAGAGGGAUCUUCACCGUAGGUUUCAAUUUGGUUGGUUGGGCAAUCCAGAGCUAGCAAAUUCUAUAGCAAUGUCAGAACUGACCGUCCCCCAUCUUUUGGUACUCAACUCUACCACAAGCCACCACCAUAUACCUGAUGACGAUCCAGUCCUCAUGACACCUGAAGCAGUCUCAAUCUUCCUUGAUCACAUACAUGAACAAGUUGCACCGGCGUAUGGAGGGAAUAGCUGGCCAGUGCGUUUCUACCGAGGGUUUUACGAGGCCAGAACAACUCUCACCAACAUGUGGCGCGGCAAUCCAGUUCUUACGGCCCUGGUAUUUGGCCUGCCUCUCGGAUUCUUAUCGCUUAUCUGCUAUUCGGUUUGUUGCGCAGACAUCCUGGACGCAGAAGAAGAAGACUCUUCUGAUACACACGAAAAGAAGGACUAAGUAAGUCUCCGCAAAUUGAUUCCUUUAAUUGUUGACAUGAAUAUAAUGAUGUGCCACCUAUUCAAUUAGGAAAUAUUGAUGUUUCGUCCGAAAUAAAACAGCCAAAUUUGAAAUAACCUUCAGGGACAAUAUACGAACGCAGUGGUAUUUCUUCAUCCAGUAUAAAAGCUAUGUAUAGUAUGAAAUUAUGAAGAAGGUCAAAUACUUUCCUAGACAGCUCCUUUAGUUUAGGUAUACCAAUAUUAUUUGGAACAGUUUCAUUUAUUAUUAAUGUGUGUGUACAGUUCUGUACCUAUUCAUUCAUAUGUAAACUAAUCGAAUUUUUAUACUACAUGUUUUUGUGUGUAGUAAGAGUGGUGUGUAGGUGUAAUUUUGUACAUAAGUAUUUACAUAAUUUAUUCCUAAUAGUUUUUAAGUAUAUGAAAUUGGCAAUGGUAAUUUAGAAUUUAAUUUUAUUCUGGAUGUAGAUGAAAUUGAUGUAAAAUGGAAUAUGGAACAUUUCUUACAUUAUUCGGAUUUCUAAGGAAGUAGACAUAAAGUGCAGAAGGUAGGUAAAAAUAACUUAAAUGUAUACAAAAAAAAGGUAUAAAACCACCGGCUAUAAAACAAAAGAAUUAAGGCUGUGAAGUGGAUAAAGCCCCCUAUUUAAGUUCUAUUUACCUAUGUAAAAUUUAUGUGUUACAUAGUAUCGUUGUGUAAAAUAAGCAUCGCGGUAAUUGUAAUAUGAUGUUGAUUAUGUUUUAACAAGACGAGUAACGCACCAUCUGAAAUCUCUCUCAAAUUAUUUGAUCUUAACUUUUUAUAAAAUCUACGCGAAAUUAAGUAGAAAAGGUAUUGAAACCCGUUGAAGCGCCAUCAAGCGUAGAUGAGCUGAGACUUGAAAAAAGAUAAGUUAAGAUGGUGGGACCAAGUCUCCAAUUCAGAAUAUAGCACACAAAGUGUUUGUAGUAUAAAUUUACUAUACUACUACUCUUUAACAGACAUUUGUACCUCUAAAGGUAAUAAAAGCAUAUAAAGAGGUUCCUGAGUAUGGUUUGUAGGGUUCGGCAUUAGCAUACAGAUAGAUUUUUUAAUCUCAUAUAAGUAUCAUGAAUUUUAACGUAAAUCUAGUCUUUGAAUAUUUGUAUAGGCGCAAAAGAAAAUUGGAACUUAAGACGUUCAAUAAAAUAGAAGAGGAAGAUAAUAUAGGUCGCGCGGUGGUUUAAGAACGCUCGGCAAAAGUAGAAGGGGCAUGCGCAGUGAUCAAAUUUUAGGUCUAUUAGGUGCGACGAGGAGAGAGGGGGGGCGGGUGUGCGCCGACGGCGACACGUAUUGGUGGAUUAGUCACUCUUUACUUCCCGCGUUGAGUUCGCGCGUCCCGUGUCUCUUGGGUACUGUUGCGUACAGAUUGUUUUAUCGUAUUAAUAGUAAGUCGUAAUGGGAACAAAUGCCAAAAAAUAAAAUUUACACAUACACACUUUUGCAUUUAUAAUAUAAGUAGGGAUACACACUUUCGCAUUUAUAAUAUAAGUAGGGAUUAUAAGUAUUUAUAAGGCACAAAAUCCAUACUAAUAUUAUAAGAUAUGGAUAUAGUUAAAUAACUGAGUUAAAACAUAGGCUACUUUUUUUUUGGAAAAUCACGCGGGCGAAAUUGCGGGACAACAGCUAGUAUUAAAUAAAUAAAAAAAAACAUUUCCCUUAGCAUUUUUGAGCGCGAAUGUACACAUGCGCCGAUUGCCCCCACUAUUUUUGCCGAGCGUUCUUUAACCACCGCGCGACCUAUACUAUAGAGUUUUAAAUUAUACCUAUAAGGAAACUCGACUGAGGUAAGUAUAUACUACCUUACGGUCAAGCACGUGUAGUUAUAUGUACGUGCAGGGACAUACACCUAUGACCCUUCUUCCACCUGACUGUAUUCCUGAGUAUAUCUACAGUUAUUUGGGGAGGAUCCCAGGCCUGUUUCGUUAGGUAAGCGACUUACUGGUCGUCUUAAACAACAAUAUACCCGGCCUAGUCGAGCCAGGAAGCCAGAGGGCAUCGUGGUGGAAUGUCGUGCGAUCCCAUGAUGCUCUCAAAAUGGCAAGAAAGGCGUACUGGAGGGGUUUUAGUGGGUAACCUGGAACACUAAGUGCCAGGAGUCCCACAUUUUCCCGGGUGAAGACCGGGACGACCCCCUGGGGGAUUUCCCCUUCGACAACGAAAAGAGUGCGCUUGAUCCUGGAUUAGGUAAGUCAGGUUUUCACACGACUCCCGGUAUAUUUUUUAUGCCAGCGCCAAUAUUAGUUGUCUGUUCGUCAGAUGUUCGAGGUAGUAAAAUUUGAGACGUUAUCUUAACUUAUGGGCUAUGGCUAAAAUAAUUUAAGCGGUACCAAAUGUACCUUAUAAAAAUCAUUGUAUCUGUAUUAUUUUAUGUAUUUUCCAUAAGACAUAUGAUCUUAAUAUGAAAAGCAAAUCAUAUGUAUUUUAAAGUAAAUAAAAUAUUAAACGGUAAAUAAA